AUGGCAGCCACAACAAUAACAACAGGAAACAAAUUACUCCAAGAACAACAACAUUGCGGACAGCAGCAUCUUCAUCGUGCAUCCAUCGUAUUUGUUGUCGUGCUCGGUCUGCUGCUGGCAGAUAACUGUGUCAAUGGGCAAAUUGAUGGCUAUAUAGCUGGCGAGGAUUAUCCAGCCUACGAUGCCGUGCCCCGAGGAUUGUCCUUCAACUGUCAAGGGCGCCAGCCAGGAUACUAUGCGGACAUUGAGACACGCUGUCAGGUCUGGCAUUGGUGCUUGCAUUCUGGACAUCAAUAUUCGUUCCUCUGUCCAAAUGGGACAGUUUUCAACCAAGCCGUUCGUGUCUGCGAUUGGUGGUCAAAUGUGAACUGUGCCAGCUCCGAGCAAUUGUAUCAGAACAACGAUGAACUCUAUCGUAUACCCGACAAGCAACAACAGCAGCAGAAUGUGGUAUGAUAUAAGGCUGAUGAUGAGUAUAGGAUUGGGCAAGUAAAUCGGCAACGAGGAGGCAGACAGCGACAAUUUUUGUCAAAAAACAAGAGCAACAACAGCAACAGCAGCAACAACAGCAACAAUAUCGUAGAUGACACCGCACAAAUAAACUACAAUAAAAUGACCAAAAAUAGCUUUAGAGGCAGCUUGAGACACAAAUCCAAUUCUCAAUCGUCGUACUCAUCAUCACAGCAGCAAUCAAAAUCGAAAUCAAAAUCCCAAACACAACUAAAUAAUUAUAGUAAAGUAAAUAGAGAAUAUCAAAGUAGGCAAAAUAAUAGCAGCAGAAAUAGUAGUAGGAAUAAUAAAAAA
Molecule: messenger RNA, 804 nt
Organism: Drosophila innubila
Lineage: Eukaryota; Metazoa; Arthropoda; Insecta; Diptera; Drosophilidae
Exons: 4
Coding region: 1-456 (151 amino acids)
Cellular component (GO): extracellular region
Molecular function (GO): chitin binding
Source: RefSeq, a predicted model, not a curated record